Molecule: messenger RNA, 669 nt
Organism: Gastrolobium bilobum
Lineage: Eukaryota; Viridiplantae; Streptophyta; Magnoliopsida; Fabales; Fabaceae
Exons: 1
Coding region: 1-669 (222 amino acids)
Source: RefSeq, a predicted model, not a curated record
AUGAAAAAGAUCCUCCCUAGGAAAAAGAGGCUUGAAGAAUUCAAGACUGUUGCUCUUACUCAAGAGAGUAGAAAAUACUUGCUGAGCAAGUUACCUCAUAAAUUAGAGGAUCCAAGGAGUUUUACAAUUCCUUGCACCAUUGGUGACCACUACACUGGAAGGGCAUUGUGUGACUUAGGAGCUUUGAUGUCAAUGAGUGUGUUUAGGAAGCUUGGGGUAGGGGAAGCUAGACCCACCACUAUUACUUUACAAUUGUCUGAUAGAUCCUUAGCCCACCCUGAAGAAAAAAUAGAAGAUGUUUUAGUCAGGGUAGAUAAAUUUAUAUUGCUUGCUGAUUUUAUUAUUUUGGACUAUGAGGAGGAUAUAGAUGUUCUUAUAAUUUUAAGAAGACCCUUUUUGGCCAUUGAAGGAGCCAUAAUCGAUGUAGAAGAGGGUGAGUUGUCCAUGAAUAUGAAUGGAAAAAAGGUGAAGUCUAAUGUCUUAAAAUCCAUAGAGUACCCAUGGGAGAUAGAAGACUGUUCUUGGAUUGAUGUGAUUGAUUGUGCUAUCAAAGUAAAAUUAAGAAAGGAAAAAUUGAAGGAACUAUUAACAACUACUAUUAUGGAGAACUAUGAGGCAAAUAAUGCAGAUGUAGAAGAGUGUAAAAAUUGGUUGAACACCUGUUCCUAG